AUGGGCAUGGGAGUGACAAUUGACGGUUGGCAUUUACAUCAUCUUCGUUUCGCUGAUGAGUUCGUUCUUAUAACAACAAGCAUCAAUCAGGCGGGACGGAUGCUGCCCGAAUUUGAUGAAACGUGUAGAAAGAUUGGUCGUCAGCUGAACCUGGUCAAGACGAUGUUCAUGAGGAAUGGAUGGGUUUCUGAUGCCCCAUUCACGCUCAACGGGACCAACAUAUCCGAAUGCACCAGCUACGUUUAUAUGGGUCGGGAAUUCAACAUGAUGAAUGAUGAAUGA
Necator americanus (New World hookworm) is the source of this 282-nucleotide messenger RNA. RefSeq lists its product as uncharacterized. The record is from RefSeq and is a predicted model, not a curated record. Lineage: Eukaryota; Metazoa; Nematoda; Chromadorea; Rhabditida; Ancylostomatidae. The transcript has a single exon. Bases 1 to 282 code for a protein of 93 amino acids.